AUGACAUCGCCGCAAGGAGGGUCUACCGCUGCGAUCAACCAUCCCAAGUCUUUCCACAGCCAGUCGACCUCUAACAGACGCCAGUCAAGAAUCACAGUCGAGUACCAUCGCCCGUCCAGAGAGUCCAUCCAGGAAUACUCUGAUCUCCUCAAAGACGCCAAUCUGAACGCAUACGCUGCAUCUUUCAAGGAUCAGUACCAGCCGACGAGACCCGCUCCUCCUGCCCCCGUCGCUGCCCUCAAAGCAAAGGCCGACGGACACCCCCCUCGUGUCCGCAACUCCCUCCAGAAGCCCCCGCCUCGUGCUCGCAAGCAUUCUCUUCCUUCCACGCCACCUGCUGCCCGUGGAGUCGACCACGAUCCUUUUGCAGCCGUAUCUCCCACUUCCACGGUCAUAUCCGCCUCUUCCCCUCCUUCCCUCAAUCAGUCCGGGAUGACAUCCCCUCCUCCUCGUCCUUCCCGCGCCAACACUGCUACCUUGAAUGACAUAUUCCCACUCCAGCAGUCCCACAUCGCUGCUUCUUCCAGACGUUUAUCGGUCCCUGUUUCAGCCCCACUACUAGACUCCCAUUUCGCAGCCGAUCCCUCCGAGUCUGUCCCUUCACUCCCAUCUACAGAUGCUUCCCCCACUCCCCCGGCUUCCGCCACAGGCACUCGUUCCAGGAGUGGUACCAUCGCUUCUAAGCCAAAGAAGGGUAUGCUGGGAUUCAUGUCCGAAUUCCUGAAUACCUCAAAGCGACCAGAGAUCAGCACUCCUUAUGAUCCCGUCCACCUCACUCACGUUGGUUUCAACUCAUCCACAGGCGAGUUCACCGGACUCCCAAAGGAAUGGCAACAGCUCCUCCAGGAGAGCGGUAUCUCCAGAUCGGAACAGGAAAAGAAUCCUCAGGCCGUGAUGGACAUCGUCAAAUUCUAUCAGGAAGGCCAUGGCGAUGUCUGGGACAAGAUGGGAGCGAUCGAGACCACUCCUUACCUUUCCUCCCAAAAAGGUCUCCCCGCCGAAGAUAGCCCCCAGAGUUCGCGUCUCGCACCUCCUCCCCCGAAGAAACCGAUGCCCUCACCUGUGUCGCCAUCGGCAUCUGCACCGUCCACAUCCUCCCCCAGUGCCUUCAGGCCUGCACCGGCCCCACCUACAACAGCUAUUCCUGCCUUAGAUCGGUCCACAUCACAACGCACCCCGACUCGGGCAACCAAACCCCAAGACUUAGGGCGCGCCAACACGACUCGUAUCAAGCGGACCCCAUCCACCGGGGCAUCGCAUAGCCCUCAGCUAUCCCACGGAGGUGCCGGAACAGGUCCUGGUGAGGCUAAGCCCUCACCUGGGCCAUCACGGUCUGAUCUCCCUUUCAAAGGUACGGGUCCGCAGCAAUCGUUGUCUUCGUCAAAAGAGCGAGACAAGGAACGUGAACCCAAGGCAUUGCAGCAACACUAUCAACCACAUCACGCUCAACAACAGCAGCAGCAGCAGAGUCCUGCGGUCGCCAGUCUUGCCAAGGCUGCUUCCGGCGCAACUCCGCGACGGAGGGAAAAGAAGGACAAGGACAAUUCAGACGACAUCAUCCGACGCUUGCAACAAAUAUGUACUGACGCAGACCCCACUAAACUCUACCGAAAUUUGGUCAAAAUCGGUCAGGGAGCGUCUGGCGGUGUUUAUACGGCCUACCAGGUCGGCACGAAUCUUUCGGUCGCCAUCAAACAAAUGGACCUCGACAAGCAGCCCAAGAAAGAUCUUAUCAUCAACGAGAUCUUGGUGAUGCGUGCUUCGCGGCACCCCAACAUCGUCAACUACAUCGAUUCAUUCCUGUACAAGAACGACCUCUGGGUGGUGAUGGAGUACAUGGAAGGCGGCUCCUUGACAGACGUUGUUACUGCUAAUCUGAUGACAGAGGGUCAGAUCGCAGCCGUUUCAAGAGAAACGGCGCAGGGCCUAGAGCAUCUUCAUCGCCACGGUGUUAUCCACCGGGACAUCAAGAGUGACAACGUGCUGCUGAGCAUGAAUGGGGACAUCAAAUUAACCGACUUUGGGUUCUGCGCGCAGAUCUCUGAUCCCGCCAGCUCGAAGAGGACUACCAUGGUUGGCACACCAUAUUGGAUGGCUCCCGAAGUUGUGACGCGCAAGGAGUACGGGCCCAAGGUGGAUAUCUGGUCUUUGGGUAUCAUGGCUAUCGAAAUGAUUGAAGGGGAGCCGCCAUACCUCAAUCAAAAUCCUCUUAAAGCGCUUUACCUCAUCGCUACCAAUGGGACGCCCCAGAUCCAGAAUCCCGAGGCUCUCUCUGCGGUGUUCAGCGAUUACCUCGCCAAGGCACUCGAGGUAGACGCUGAGAAGCGACCCACAGCCUCGGAGCUUCUCCAGCCGCUUCGGACAUUAUCGCCGCUCAUCAAGGCCGCACGGGAACUCGCAAAGUCUAAAUAG
This is a messenger RNA of Pisolithus orientalis, 2412 nucleotides long. Its product is annotated as STE/STE20/PAKA protein kinase. Gene Ontology annotation, molecular function: protein serine/threonine kinase activity; ATP binding. The record is from RefSeq and is a predicted model, not a curated record. Lineage: Eukaryota; Fungi; Basidiomycota; Agaricomycetes; Boletales; Pisolithaceae. The transcript has 6 exons. Gene Ontology annotation, cellular component: cytoplasm. Bases 1 to 2412 code for a protein of 803 amino acids. Gene Ontology annotation, biological process: regulation of MAPK cascade; intracellular signal transduction; actin filament organization.